Perkinsus marinus ATCC 50983 is the source of this 199-nucleotide messenger RNA. RefSeq lists its product as hypothetical. The annotation marks the transcript as partial. Gene Ontology annotation, biological process: plasma membrane organization. Lineage: Eukaryota; Perkinsozoa; Perkinsida; Perkinsidae. The record is from RefSeq and is a predicted model, not a curated record. The transcript has a single exon.
AAAACGCAGGAGGAUUGAAUUCUAUCAAAGACUCGAGCAACUCUCGAACGAGUACUCUAAACCCUGAGUUUAACAAAUGUUAUUCUCUGCCUUGUCGUUUUCCCGACAACACUACGCUGACUAUCAAGUUGAUGGAAAAGCAUUCUAUUAUGGGCGAUACGAACAUAGGCGCUGCAGUGAUCGAUAUUGAGAAUCGAUG